AUGCCCCCCAACAACGCACCACCCACCCCCGCGCGCCGCUCAACCAGCACGCACCGCCCAGCGUCGUCCCACACCUCGUCGUUCCUCUCCCGGUGGAGCUCGCGGCGGACGAGCAGCACCGCCGCGACGACGGUCGACAGCGAGAUGAAGGCGCACGACGAGGUCGAGACGCUCGACUGCGAGAGAGAUAGGAGAGUAGGCGGUGGCGGCGGCUGCCUGUACCACCUCCUCCACUCGCCAGCAGCAAGCACGGUAACCUCGGCCGCAUUACGCCUGUACCUCCGCUUCCUGUUCCGCGGGCAGGCGGACGCGCCGUCGGCCCGCGCGUACAGCGGCAGCCGGCGCGGCGAGGCGGAGCGCGAGCGGCGAAGGAGGGGCGAGCGGGUCGAGACUGGGUGGUGCGAGGUGCGCGCUGUUGACGAGGCGCGGUGGUUCUAG
Vanrija pseudolonga is the source of this 438-nucleotide messenger RNA. RefSeq lists its product as uncharacterized. Lineage: Eukaryota; Fungi; Basidiomycota; Tremellomycetes; Trichosporonales; Trichosporonaceae. The record is from RefSeq and is a predicted model, not a curated record. Bases 1 to 438 code for a protein of 145 amino acids. The transcript has 3 exons.